Molecule: messenger RNA, 2137 nt
Organism: Patella vulgata (common limpet)
Lineage: Eukaryota; Metazoa; Mollusca; Gastropoda; Patellidae
Exons: 4
Coding region: 992-1597 (201 amino acids)
Source: RefSeq, a predicted model, not a curated record
GGCCCAAAAUUGACAGACAAAAUGGCCGCUGUUCAUUCUCAAAUAGCGUAAAAAUAUGGUAUAUCAAGGUUGUGGGCCCUAUAGAGGUCACAAUUUUUAUCCGAUUUUGUUGAAACUUGAAAUAUAAGUUUAUAACCCAAAGAUCUCGGUUCCUUUCAAUAUUUGCCCAUAUCGGACCGUAACUUCCUGAAUUAUGGCCCCUGAUUGUACGAAAAAUGAUGUUAUUAGCUUGUGGACCCAUUAGAGGUCAUAAUUUUUAUCCGAUUUAAAAAACCGUAUUAUUAUAUUACCGUUCCACCCUAAGGACAGUUGAGUUUGAAUUUUGUGAAAAUCGCCCCAAAAUUGACAGACAAAAUGGCCGCCGUUCGUUCUCAAAUAGCGUAAAAAUAUGGUAUAUCAAGGUUGUGGACCCUAUAGAGGUCACAAUUUUUAUCCGAUUUUGUUGAAACUUGAAAUGUAAGUUUAUAAGACAAAGAUCUCAGUUCCUUUCGAUAUAUGCGCAUAUCGAAUUGUAAUUUCCUGAAUUAUGACCCUUGAUUGUAGGAAAAAUCACUUUCUUGUUAGCUUGUUCUCUAUCCAUCUCUCAAAAAUGUGGGGCUGCAGUCCUGGGUCUAAUAGCAUUUCAUAAGUAAAUCGUAGGGGCCGCAGUCCCGGAUUUACAAGAGUUUCAUACGUAGAUUGUAGGGGCCGCAGUCCCGGGUCUACCAGCAGUUCAUAAAUAAAUCGUAGGGGCCGCAGUCCCGGAUUUACCAGAAAUUUCAUACGUAGAUUGUAGGGGCCACAGUCCCACGUCUACCAGCUGUUCAUAAAUAAAUCGUAGGGGCCGCAGUCCCCGAUUUACAACUUUAAUUGUGGUAUUAAGCAGGGCCGCAGUCCUGGUUUACUUAACGUUUAAGUAUAUCUAGUUUAUUGUUAUAAUAGGGCCGCUAAGUCUCGCGACGAUUUCUUCGGUAAUCUACUUCCGGUGACAGGCAGACGGCACAAUGUCAAAAUGGUGUUAUGUUUUGUGUAUGGUUGUAGCCACCGAAGUGAUAGGGAGAGUUGUAGUUUCUUCCGGUUUCCCCCAAGUAAAAAAUUGUUGUGGGGUCGUUUAUCAAGGAGAUCUGAUAGACUACCUACCUCUGAAAAUGACAGGAUAUGUUCCUGUCAUUUCAGAGACGGGAGUAAACAGAAUGAUCCGGCUUAUUUCCCUCAUAAUGUGGGUAAACUGUUUGAAUACGGAGAUCCUAGUACGAUACGCAUACGAUCAAAGAGAAAAUGCUUAACAGACUUACCGGAAGAGGCUGCUGUCGAGGAUGUUGCUACCACUGAUAAUGAUAAUGGGGUGAUGGCUGAACAUAAUUAUACUGUGAAAUGUCAUUGUGAGAAUCGCAUUAGCAGCAUGGAAAAUAAUAUUCAAAAAUUAACAGAUGAGAUACGACACUUAAGUAUCAAGUUAAAACAGACUAAAAGCUUUAGCAUCUGUGAUAUACAGGAUAAUGACAGGAAGGUAACUCUAAAUCAUAUUAGGCCCAAUAAAAAAAAGUACCUGUGGGUUGAUCUGAAGGAAUUUAUACAAAAAUUUUUACUGGGGUUAGGAUUGGAUAGAACUGAGUGAACUCAUAAAGUAAUCUUUUAAUAAACUACAUUGUUACUUGCAGUCGAUAGCCUUUAUUUAUUUUCUAGCUUAAUAACGGAGUAACAAAAAUGCUGGUUUGGACAGCUGUAAUAGGGUUCGGCCUCUCAUGACCACAAUGAAAACAAUCCAUUAAAAACUGUAGCCUCUAUUGCGUUCACAAGCCAAUUGUUGGCGGGCGGACAGGGUGACAACAUACUGAAAUGUGCGCGUAUAAGAAAAUAGGGUAGGUCAGGUAAACGUAAACACAGGUAAUUUUUUUUGGGACUUAUAUGUAUAAGCCAUGCAAUAAGCUACAUUGCCAGGGAGAAUUUUGCCUGAACUGCAGAGUUUUCAAUGAAUUCCAAUUGUCAAGGAUUCUUUCACUUACAUGCCAAUGCAUACAUGUGACCUUGGUAUUUCAUACCGUCCGAAUGACAAGCACAUGGUUCUUUGUCAGGUCAUCUGACCACUGACAAGAGGAAAUCAGACUGGAAACAGUGACUUACUGUUUUAAUUACAUGUAUAAUAUUAAUUGUAUGU